This is a messenger RNA of Mesitornis unicolor (brown roatelo), 1014 nucleotides long. Its product is annotated as septin-12-like. Bases 1 to 1014 code for a protein of 337 amino acids. The transcript has 9 exons. Gene Ontology annotation, molecular function: GTPase activity; GTP binding; molecular adaptor activity. The record is from RefSeq and is a predicted model, not a curated record. Lineage: Eukaryota; Metazoa; Chordata; Aves; Mesitornithiformes; Mesitornithidae. Gene Ontology annotation, biological process: cytoskeleton-dependent cytokinesis. Gene Ontology annotation, cellular component: septin complex; microtubule cytoskeleton; septin ring.
AUGGAGCCGCCAGCUGUGCUGGAGGAGAUGUCCCUCACCACAGCGUCUGAGCCAUCAGGUUGCCAGCUCUUUGGUUACGUGGGAAUCGAAGCUGUGCUUGACCAGAUGAAAAUCAAAACCAUGAAGACGGGCUUUGAGUUCAACAUCAUGGUUGUGGGGCAGAGUGGGCUGGGGAAGUCAACCAUGGUGAACACGCUCUUCAAGUCCAAGGUGAGCCGCAAGGCCUCACAGCCCAGCCAGGAAGAACGCAUCCCCAAGACGGUGCAGCUGCAGUCUGUCACCCAUGUCAUUGAGGAGAAGGGUGUGAAGAUGAAGCUGACGGUGACGGACACGCCGGGGUUCGGGGACCAAAUCAACAAUGAGAAUUGCUGGGACCCCAUCAUCAAAUACAUCAAUGAGCAGUAUGAGAGAUACCUGCGUGAGGAGAUCCUCAUCACCCGCAAGAGGAAGAUCCCAGACACUCGGGUCCAUGGAUGCAUCUACUUCAUCCCCCCCACGGGUCACUGGUUGCGCCCACUGGACCUGGAGUUUAUGCGGCGGCUCAGUAAGAUCGUCAACGUGGUGCCAGUGAUUGCCAAAGCCGACACGCUCACCCUGGAGGAACGGGCAGAGUUCAAGCAACAGAUCCAGGAGGACCUGAAGACCCAUGCCAUCAGCGUCUACCCGCAGGAAGACUUCGACCAGGACCCAGAUGACAGGGCGCUGAACGACAGGAUCCGGGAGAAGAUUCCCUUUGCCGUGGUGGGGGCAGACCAGGAGCACCAGGUGAAUGGCAAGCGGGUGCUGGGCCGCAAGACCAAGUGGGGCAUCAUUGAAGUGGAGAACAUGGCGCACUGCGAAUUCCCUCUCCUGCGGGACCUGCUGAUCCGGUCCCACCUGCAGGACCUGAAGGACAUCACUCACAACGUCCAUUACGAGAGCUACCGCGUGCGGCGGCUGAAGGAGAGCAACCGGCCGGCGCUGAGCCCUCUCAAUGGGCUGCCCAGCAAGGACGAGGGUGGCAGUGACCCCUGA